AUGGAAGGGAGAGCACUUGCUACUGCUGUUGCGAGCGUCGUGGUGCUAUCCCAAGAUGCCUUUGAUGGUAAAUCCCGAUUUCAAGUCGAGGCUGGAAGAAGCUUGAAACAGACACUAACUAACCUGUUGAAUCUGUGGGCAAAGCCCUUCUUUGGAUUGACAUCCCAGGGAUCUUCUGGAGGACAAGGGAUGGAAACAUCAUCGUUUGUUCCAAAUUCUCUCGCCUCUCCAGCACUGAUGGUUUUGGCAUCCACUUCGGAUGGAAGUCAUGAGGCAGGUCGGCUAUCUGGCUCACACCAUUUCUCAGGACAAAAUAUAGACAAGGACCAUAAUAGCGGGGUGCCCUUCAGCACUUCUUCUUUUCUCUACCGUCCUGGGGAAGCUUUUCCUCCACCACUGUAUGCACCCCUACCUCCUUAUGUUCAGUCUAAUCACCUGGACAGGGGUGUGAGUAUCAUCAACAGUGGAGGAGGAAGUGCUUUUCGUCCUGUGGCCAGUUCUUCAGACUGUUCUGUUGUUGAUGAAUAUCAAUCGGCAUUUUUGCCAGCCAAGAAAAACAAACAAGAUGACUCUUCUGCUCUGAGCAAUUUGUAUAACCAUUGUAAUAACACAAAUGAGAGGUUGGUAGAUCAGACACCAUUUCCUCAAUCAAGGGAUGAGAAAAACCACAAUGCGACUGUCAAGGAGGAAAGGCCGUCCAGCCUUUGCUCUAGUUCAUAUAACAUAACAUUUACCAUUUCUCUCUCCCUCCAGAUAAAUAUUACAGUCUUCUCUUUUUUCCUUUUUAUCUAUAAUGCUGCUAGUUCACACGUGAUGCUUUUGUUAAAUCUAUUUCUCUCUCUAUUAUUCUUUUUAAAGAUUUUACUGACUGAUAUCCAAGAAUAA
Molecule: messenger RNA, 885 nt
Organism: Acanthosepion pharaonis
Lineage: Eukaryota; Metazoa; Mollusca; Cephalopoda; Sepiida; Sepiidae
Source: the annotation of a GenBank genome assembly